AUGGACAAGGUCCUGUUUGUGCUCCUACUGCUGGGGGCUUUCCAUCUUGUCUUCUUCCAAGCUCAAGCCACAGUUUGCAUGGUCUGCAAGUCUUUCAAGAAUGGUCACUGUCUGAAAAGCAAGGGAAACUGCACAGUUGACUCUGGCCCUGGAUGCAGAACCAGAAAUUUUUUCACUUUCACGGACACAGGUGGAUGGUUCCACUAUCACACUGAACUGGACUGCUCAUAUCAUUGUACAUCUCAUAAUAUGUAUCUUGGGAAUGUGAAGAUAUCUACCUAUUGCUGCAAAAAUCAAGAUUUGUGCAACAGAGAUCAAGGAAAAUUAGUGAACAAAAAUGCUCACUAA
This is a messenger RNA of Cavia porcellus (domestic guinea pig), 348 nucleotides long. Its product is annotated as acrosomal protein SP-10. NCBI's taxonomy places the organism in Eukaryota, Metazoa, Chordata, Mammalia, Rodentia, Caviidae. The record is from RefSeq and is a predicted model, not a curated record. The transcript has 3 exons. The coding region runs from base 1 to 348 and encodes 115 amino acids.